UGGAUAGCAGUCUAGAGGAGGCGGGUUCGGUGGCCGCGUCUGGACACCCCUGCCGACGAUGCUGCUGCUGUGGGUGUCCGCGGUCACAGCGUCGGCGCUCGCGGCGCCGACCCCGGGAAUACAGGAGCAGAAGCUGCAAGUGACCCGGGCGCCCAACAUAGUGCUCGUCGCCAGCGACUCCUUCGAUGGACGACUAACAUUUCAACCAGGAAGUCGGGUAGUAAAACUUCCCUUUAUCAACUUCAUGAGAACGCAUGGCACCACCUUCCUGAAUGCCUACACAAACUCUCCCAUCUGCUGUCCAUCUCGUGCAGCAAUGUGGAGUGGCCUCUUCACUCACUUAACAGAAUCUUGGAAUAAUUUUAAGGGUCUCGAUCCAAAUUACACAACGUGGAUGGAUGUCAUGGAGAAGCACGGCUAUCAGACUCAAAAGUUUGGAAAACUGGACUAUACUUCAGGACAUCAUUCCGUUAGUAAUCGUGUGGAAGCAUGGACAAGAGAUGUUGCAUUCUUGCUUAGACAAGAAGGCAGGCCUGUGGUUAAUCUCAUCCCUGAUAAGAAUAGAAGGAGAGUGAUGGAAAAGGAUUGGCAGAACACAGACAAAGCGAUCGACUGGCUAAGACAGGAAGCCAUUAACUACACCAAACCAUUUGUCCUUUACUUGGGAUUGAAUUUACCACACCCUUACCCUUCACCUUCUUCCGGAGAAAACUUCGGUGCUUCUACAUUUCACACAUCUCUGUAUUGGCUUGAAAAAGUAGCUUAUGAUGCCAUCAAAAUCCCAAAGUGGCUGGCUUUGUCAGAAAUGCACCCUGUGGACUAUUACUCUUCCUAUACAAAAAACUGCACAGGGAAAUUUACUGAAGAGGAAAUUAAGAACAUUAGAGCAUUUUAUUAUGCCAUGUGUGCUGAAACAGAUGCCAUGCUAGGUGAAAUUAUUUUGACCCUUCGCAAGUUAGAUCUUCUUCAGAAAACUAUUGUUAUAUAUACGUCAGAUCAUGGAGAAAUGGCAAUGGAACACCGCCAGUUUUAUAAAAUGAGUAUGUAUGAAGCUAGUGCCCACGUUCCACUUUUGAUGAUGGGGCCAGGAAUUAAGGUCAACGCACAAGUACCAAAUAUUGUUUCUCUUGUGGAUAUUUACCCUACAAUGCUUGAUAUUGCUGGCAUUCCCCUGCCUCAGACUCUCAGUGGAUACUCUUUGUUGAUGCUGUCAUCAGAGGCAUCUGAAAAUGAACAGACACGCAAAACCCACCGUCCUCCUUGGGUUAUAAGUGAAUUCCAUGGAUGUAAUGCAAAUGCCUCCACCUACAUGCUACGAACCCGCCGGUGGAAGUAUAUUGCCUACUCUGAUGGCACUUCCGUGCAGCCUCAACUCUUUGAUCUUUCCUCAGAUCCAGAUGAGCUAACCAAUAUUGCUACAAAAUUUCCAGAAAUCACUUAUGCUUUGGACCAGAAGCUUCGUUCUAUCAUAAACUACCCUAAAGUGUCUGCUUCUGUCCAUCAAUACAAUAGGAAGCAGUUUACCAUGUGGAAACAAAGCGUAGGACAAAAUUACUCAACUGUUAUAGCGCACCUGAGGUGGCAUCAAGAUUGGCAAAAAGAACCAUGGAAGUAUGAAAACGCAAUCCACCAAUGGCUCACAGCCCACCCCUCUUCAGUAACUGUAGACAAUAAUAGAGCUUUUUCAAGAUAUGUAUGAAUAUGCUGAAAAGUAUUAAACCAAAACAGCCUUA
Phodopus roborovskii (desert hamster) is the source of this 1733-nucleotide messenger RNA. RefSeq names its product arylsulfatase family member K (gene Arsk). The record is from RefSeq and is a predicted model, not a curated record. The transcript has 8 exons. Lineage: Eukaryota; Metazoa; Chordata; Mammalia; Rodentia; Cricetidae. The coding region runs from base 59 to 1699 and encodes 546 amino acids.